Messenger RNA from Tuber melanosporum (Perigord truffle), 1478 nucleotides. RefSeq lists its product as uncharacterized. Lineage: Eukaryota; Fungi; Ascomycota; Pezizomycetes; Pezizales; Tuberaceae. Gene Ontology annotation, biological process: lipid metabolic process. Bases 91 to 1101 code for a protein of 336 amino acids. The record is from RefSeq and is a predicted model, not a curated record. The transcript is spliced from 4 exons.
UACCGACUUCGUCAAGACUACCAUUGGUUUUUGUUUAGCUGGGGCGUCUCACACAAUUUCUACACAUUCUCUUUCUCUCUUUCCUUUACGAUGCUUCCAAGUGCCAUACUCACGCUGCUGGCAGUUUUUGCUGCCGGGGUUGUGGGUUCCCCAACCGGAAUUCCACAGGACGACGUAGACCGGGAUCGUACUAUUGAAGAACUCUUGGCCAUGGACGCUGACCUCGUUGAGAAUGAUAUCGAGACUUUUUCACCCAAGGCCAGUGCUCGUACUAUCAGCGAGUCAGAACUAGCCACAGUGUACUAUUACGCUGAAUUCGCAGCCGCAGCGUACUGUGAUCCUGACCAUGUUCCCGGAACGGAAGCAAGCUGCAAGAACAACAUCUGCCCCCAGGUUACCGCGAAUAGCGUUACCACCAUCAUUGAAUUCGCAGACACUACUUCCUCCGACACAACCGGCAUAGUGGCCCGCGACGACACCAGACGAACUAUAACCGUUUCCUACCGCGGCACACAGUCCUUAGGGAACUGGUUCGCGAACGUCCAGAUCCGCUGGAGUGAUGCUUCGGUUUACUGCUCAAGCUGCAAGCUCCACACCGGUUUCUACAAUGCAUUCAGAGACGCGUUCCCACCCAUCCUCGCAUCAAUAAACUCGCUGCGCGCCCAGUACCCUUCCUAUAAGCUCGUUGUCACAGGACAUUCUUUCGGCGGCGCGCUGGCUACCAUCACCGCUACGGAGUUCAGGAGAUUGGGGUAUACCACGGAGCUGUACACUUAUGGUGCUCCCAGGGUCGGCAAUGAUAAGUUUUGCUUGUUUGUUAGCCAAAGUUCGGGGAAUUAUAGGGUUACGCAUUUGAAUGAUCCUGUACCGAGAUUGCCGCCUGUGGCUCUGGGAUACUAUCAUAUCUCCACGGAGUACUGGAUUUCCCGCGGGGACACCAACAUCAAGGCCGGCGACGUAGAGAUCUACGAAGGCAUCUUGAACACCGGAGGAAACACGGGGCAAAGCUUUAUUCCCCCCAAUAUCACUGCGCACCCGGGAUACUUCCUCCCCGUCGGGAUUUCUGGCUGUGGGUCUUCGUGGGACUUUGAUUUCUUCUAAGUUAAAAGGGCAAGUUAGCUUGUGAAGCGUGAUCUGGGAUUAUGCCGGGGAUUGGGGGGGCAGGAUAUUUCUCCUUCUUCCUUCCUUCCUUCACAUCAUAAUAAUUAUCGUAAAUUUUCGUUAUUAAACUUUGUAACCUUCAUAGGGCAUUGCCGUAUAGUGUUUCGCGGGAUCGGAUUCAGGUGGAUUGGGGUCUGGUUGUGGGAAAUCAGUUAUACGAUAAUACAUAAUUAUUAUUAUUAUGAUAAUACAUAAUUAUUAUUAUUAUUAUGAUAAUAAUAAUUAUUAUUAUUAUGAUAAUAAUAAUUAUUAUUAUUAUGAUAAUAAUAAUUACAUACGUCGGGGAGAAAAAGAAGGUUGUGUCUACCCUUCACAAA